UUUAAUAUCAAAGUAUUAUGCUAAAUUGUUACAAAAAACCACAUCUCCUUUUGUUUGUCGCUAUUUUUAUUUCACAAAGUCAUCCAAUCUUUCAUUAAAUCAUUUCUGUUAUAUCUUCUUUUUUUGCGAAGGAACAGCAGAUGUUAUGUGCGAUUCAACAUAGCUAUUUGAAUAUUUAAGUUUGCUGUGUUUUUUUUUUAUCUUGAAAAGCGAAAAAGAAAAGAAAUGUUUCGGUUCAAUAAAUAAAUGAAAAAGAGAAGAAGAAGAAAAUAAGAAAAGAAAGAAGAAGCAUAAAUUAAAAAAAGAAAAGCAAAAACAGAGUGAGUUUUGGAAAUAUGCAACAUGUAUUUACGCUGGAGAAAAACUUUAAUGAUUUCUUUGGACUCAAUAAAGAUCAAGCUGAUAAAGAAGUUGUGUCGGUGAGUGACACCACACUGAUCUCAACAGUGGGGUCUAACACUGCGGGAGAGCUGGUGGAUUACGGCCAAAACGAGGCGUCGCUUCAUAACGGACACAGACCACUUGGAAGUCACAGAAAUGAUCAUUUCUAUCCCCGCGAAAGUCCGAAUAAACGAGCAAAUAACAUAGAUAACCGAGGCAUAGAUUUCGGCCGCGAAAUUGAUCCUACGUCUCCAUAUAAAUUCGAUUACCAAGGCAGUCCACUUCCGUUUUCCGACGCUUCGACAGACGGUGAAUCUGGCGUGUCGGAUACUUUUAAAAAUUUAUUAAAAAGGGACUACCUUUCCAUGCGAAAUGGUUACAGUUUUUCCGCCCACUCUACACCGUCAAGAAUAAUCCGGCCGUUCUCUGUCAGUAACGAAAAUAACGACGUGCCGUACACAUGCGCAAUAGACUUGAAUUUAGACUAUACGAUACACGUCGGGAAAUUAGCCAUCUACGUGAAACAAAUACGAUUCAACAUUAAUCGUGUCGAAGAAUUUGUCAUCGAUAAUUUUCGUGUGCGAGGGAAAAUAAAAUGUUGCUUGUUAAAUCCGGCAAAAGGCCAGCGAAAUACAUCGAAUGUAUUCGAAGCGACUCGAAGAAACAAGAAAAUUGUUUAUGUGGAUUUAGACGAGUGUUUCGUGUUUUAUUUGUUCCCUAAAACUGAAAUUCCAUUGAUGUCAUUAUCUUUUAAAGUUCACGUAAGUAAAAAACUCUUUCGUGAAUACUCGCUUGGUGAAAGUGUUAUAAGAUUGGGUGAUUUUGAUUUGAAUGCGGAGAUGUUGCCCAUGACGAUAACGUUUGGUGAAACACUAACCGAAGAAAAACGAACUCGGUCUCUUCAACCAGUUGUGUUGCCGAAAAGCGAAAAAUUGGAGAUUCUUCUAUCACUUGAAUAUAACGCUGAUACGGCAAAAUUAAUCGUUAAUGUUGAUCAAACUACAAAAUUGGAUGAACUAAGGUACGAGUCGAAGCGAGAGAUUAUAUUUCAAGCGGAGCUUGUAUCACCCUCUUGUGAGUGCGUGCAACGUAAAACAACUUUCCUCCGUAUAUCAGAAGAUAAUCCAGGCUCCAAUAAGCCGUUCCAGUUUGACUUACCACAAGAAGACCUGCUUCUAAACACGCUGAUGCUGAGCGUGUCCUAUUCAGCCACACGCUGGCUGCAACAGGAAAAGAUUGGUUGGAUUGCAUUUGGUAGAAACUGUAGCGGGCAAGUAGAAGCAGAACACUGGGACCUUAUGAUAAGCCAAAGCCUGCUGAAUGAACCCGCAGUGCAAUGGCAUUGUUUAUGUGAAUGCCCGGAUGUAAAUAAAAGUCAUACACUCUUAACGCGCGUGUUCAAAUAAGAGAAAAAGUUUUAAAUAAAAAACGGACGCACCCUGUAGUUUGUAAAACUUCAGGAUUAUACUUUAUAUAACUUGUUUGUUUAUAUCUUAAACGUCUAUAAUAAAGUAAUUAAAAUUAAUGAUAUGUCA
Hydractinia symbiolongicarpus is the source of this 1916-nucleotide messenger RNA. Its product is annotated as synaptotagmin-14-like. The transcript is spliced from 2 exons. The record is from RefSeq and is a predicted model, not a curated record. Lineage: Eukaryota; Metazoa; Cnidaria; Hydrozoa; Anthoathecata; Hydractiniidae. Bases 336 to 1787 code for a protein of 483 amino acids.